Protobothrops mucrosquamatus (brown spotted pit viper) is the source of this 3602-nucleotide messenger RNA. RefSeq names its product membrane palmitoylated protein 7 (gene MPP7). Bases 76 to 1806 code for a protein of 576 amino acids. Gene Ontology annotation, molecular function: protein binding. Gene Ontology annotation, biological process: protein localization to adherens junction. The transcript is spliced from 16 exons. Lineage: Eukaryota; Metazoa; Chordata; Lepidosauria; Squamata; Viperidae. Gene Ontology annotation, cellular component: cell-cell junction; plasma membrane. The record is from RefSeq and is a predicted model, not a curated record.
GUCUAAACCUUAUUGAGGAAGGUGUCUGUCAACAAUUGAAGUGACGUUACAACCUUCCAACUGAAAUUCUUAAGCAUGCCAGCUUUAUCAACUGGAUCUAGUGGAGAUGCAGGUCUGUAUGAGCUGCUGGCUUCACUGCCAGCUCAGCUGCAGCCACAUGUGGACAACCAAGAAGACAUGACCUUCCUCUGGGAUAUGUUUGGUGAAAAAAGCCUUCAUUCUCUGGUAAAGAUUCAUGAGAAAUUGCAUCACUAUGAAAAACAGAGCCCCGUGCCCAUGUUGCACGAUGCAUCAGCUUUGGCAGAUGAUCUGGCUGAAGAACUGCAGAAUAAACCACUAAACAAUGAGAUCAGAGAACUCUUGCAGCUGCUGUCCAAACCUAGUCUGAAGGCUUUGCUUUCUGUACAUGAUAUUGUUGCUGAGAAAAGCUAUGAUCCUGUAUUGCCUCCCAUGCCUGACGAUAUUGAUAAUGAAGAAGAUUCUGUAAAAAUCAUCAGACUCGUAAAAAAUAGAGAACCUCUGGGAGCUACUAUUAAAAGGGAUGAAAACACAGGUGCUGUUGUUGUGGCUCGGAUAAUGCGUGGGGGGGCGGCAGACCGAAGUGGUCUCAUUCAUGUAGGUGAUGAGCUAAAGGAAGUCAAUGGAAUUUCAGUGGAGGAUAAAAAACCAGAAGAAAUUAUACAAAUUCUGUCUCUGUCCCAAGGAGCCAUUACAUUUAAGAUUAUACCCAGUAUCAAAGAAGAAGUCUCAUCGAAAGAAGGCAAGAUCUUCAUGAAAGCUCUUUUUGACUACAAUCCCAAAGAAGAUAAAGCAAUUCCUUGUAAAGAAGCUGGACUUCCUUUCGGAAAAGGUGAUAUUCUUCAAAUCAUGAGCCAAGAUGAUGCAACCUGGUGGCAAGCCAAGCUGGAAAGUGAUGCCAAUCCCAGAGCAGGCUUAGUUCCUUCAAAACACUUCCAGGAAAGGAGACUUGCAUUAAGAAGAUCAGAUGUACAGUUUCAGCCCUUGAAGAUUUCAAAUAAGAAAUCAUCUGGCUUUAGGAGAAGUUUUCGCCUAAGCAGAAAGGAUAAAAAAACGAACAAGACAAUGUAUGAGUGCAAGAAGAGUGAUCAGUACGACACAGCAGAUGUCCCUACCUAUGAAGAAGUAGCAAAAUAUAGGCGGCAGCCUAAUGAAAAAUAUAGACUUGUUGUUUUAGUUGGUCCUGUUGGUGUAGGACUGAAUGAACUAAAACGGAAAUUGUUAAUCAGUGACACUCACUAUUAUGGUGUAACAGUUCCACACACAACAAGACCUCGAAGAAGCCAAGAAAGUGAUGGUGUUGAAUACACUUUUAUUUCCAAGCACUUGUUCGAGACAGAUAUACAGAAUAACAAGUUUAUUGAAUAUGGGGAAUAUAAAAAUAAUUACUAUGGUACCAGCAUUGACUCAGUUAGAGCUGUUCUGGCAAAAAAUAAAGUUUGUUUGUUAGAUGUACAGCCUCAUACAGUGAAGCAUCUAAGGACUUUGGAAUUCAAACCAUUUGUGAUAUUUAUAAAACCUCCAUCAAUUGAGCGUUUAAGAGAGACACGAAAAAAUGCCAAAAUAAUUUCAAGUAAGGAUGAAAAAGGUGCUGCCAAGCCUUUUCAAGAAGAAGAUUUUCAAGAAAUGAUUAAAUCUUCCCAGAUUAUGGAAAGUCAAUACAGCCAUCUUUUUGACAAAGUUGUAGUGAAUGAUGAUCUUACCAUAGCAUACAAUGAAUUGAAAACAAUUUUUGAGAAACUGGAGAGAGAAGCAUUUUGGGUCCCAGUCAGUUGGGUGCAUUCCUAAUGCUACACAAAUGUCUUCAUGGUAGUUAGCUUGGGUCUAAGUGGACGUAUUGUUUAAGGGGUCUUUUUCUAGUUAUAACAUUUUGGAUGAACAUUGCAGAAGACGGUUGACCUUAUUUUCUGUGGGUUGAUAAUACAGUUUUCUAGGUAGCAGAACAAAGUGAAGCCUUAUUUUUAUUUAAUUGUUUUCUUCUUUUUUUUUUUUUUUUUUUAAAAAAUGUCCUCAACUACUAUAGUACUCUCUUUCAUAAAUAAUUUGCAUUCCCCGUGACAUUUCCUUUAAACUAAAAAGAUCUUAACAUGCAAGAUCAUUACUAGUACUAUAUCUGAUUUCGGUUAGCACUUGAGAAUAUAUUAUAACUGGAGCAUUUAUUUUUUAAGAAUAUAAGCGUCUGUUUAGUACUGAUCUAUAAUGCAAAUUGCUCCUCUAUAUUCAUCUUGACAUGGAAUAAAUUUAAGUUACUUUGGUGGAAAAAUUAACUAUUGAAAUUUCUUUUCAAUAAGAAAUAUGUAAUAUUUUACACCUUGAGUAUUUGUAUAUUGUCGUGUUGGAUUUAAGACAAUGAGAUUUUCAUUUAAAUCAAGCUUGAAAUUGUUUGAAUAAUUCUUACAUAAGAAUAAAAUAAUGUGGUGGAGGAUCGUAGCCUUUGUAAUUGAGUCAGUUGUAUACAUGUAUUUAUACUUUAUUAAUUUAAAUAUAUAUCUUUCUAAAACUGCCUUUGAGAAGAACCAACAAACUGUGUUUCAGUGUGAAAAACCUGUGAAUCAUUUCCAUUUUACACACGUCACAGGUAGUUAAUACUUAAAGCUUCUAUUCUCUCAAAUGAAGAAAGAAACUUUAAAUUUUUCUCUAGACACCAAAUGAGUUACUGGAUAAGGAAAAAUAUAUGUUAUGUGUUAGUGAAUCUGUCUUACCAAGAGCAUGUGAUGAUUAUGCAUCAUAGCCUUAGCAUGCAAAGAAGCAGCUCAGUUAUUUUAUGCUAACAUUUAAAGUGUUAGCAUCUUAUAUAAAGGCAAAGAAAUUUAGGAAUUUAUAUAUAUAUAUAUACGAGUUUAUGACAAAAGAUCUAAAUAGAUUUUUAAAUAUUUCUUGAUGCAAUUUAUUAAACAAAUCCAUUGGUCUUUGUGGUUUGAACACUGACUUGACAGUUCAACAUUCCAUAUAAAUAUUUUAGUUUAGGUAGAGAAAACUCACCAGGCCUUUGCCAGAGCAGUAUAAAUAGGCGGUUGCAUUUAUGAUUUCAAAUUAUAUUACACACAGGAAGUGCCAACAAUUACAAUGUAAUCUUGGAAAUAUACAAUAGUUUGACACAUCUGUAACUUGGCACUGAACAUAUGCAAUAUGCUCUUCAAUGUCUCAGGCUUUCUUGUAUUUUGUGAAUUAAAUAUGAUUGUUUUUCAGUACCAUUUCAUUUGCAUGAAAAUACUGAUCAGGAUUAAAGGUAGUCCUUGACUUAAGACCAACAUUUGGACCAGAACUUUGGUCCCAUAGGGAUGCAGUUAUUAAGAAGGGCGUCAGAUGACCCGAUACAAUUACAUGGUCAUUUUACCGCAAUUGUUAAGCAAAUCAUGUGGUUAAGUGAAUCAUGCAUUUAUUCUGCAAACUCCCAAUCCCCAAUUGAUACUGCGUAUUGGAAGCCUGCUGCAAAGAUCACAAAACAGAAUCGUGAGACUGUAACUGCUGUAAAUGCUAGCCAGAUGCCAAAUGGCCAGAUUUCAAUCACAUAAUGGGGUGUGUGACAGUUACAACUUCGAGGACAGUCAAUCGCACUCUCUCUCACACCAACUCACCUCACA